Aspergillus eucalypticola CBS 122712 is the source of this 1776-nucleotide messenger RNA. RefSeq names its product MDR family MFS transporter. The transcript is spliced from 6 exons. The coding region runs from base 130 to 1776 and encodes 548 amino acids. The record is from RefSeq and is a predicted model, not a curated record. Gene Ontology annotation, cellular component: fungal-type vacuole membrane. Gene Ontology annotation, biological process: basic amino acid transport; transmembrane transport. Gene Ontology annotation, molecular function: basic amino acid transmembrane transporter activity. NCBI's taxonomy places the organism in Eukaryota, Fungi, Ascomycota, Eurotiomycetes, Eurotiales, Aspergillaceae.
GCCGAUCCCCACAAAGAGGGUCUGUGUGUCGAUGCAGUUUAUCUAUUGCCAGGUACCCAGAGGGGCACGAGCAAAGUUCUUCGAGCUGCCACUUCAGAGACGGCGAAAGAAAAGGCACUCGAACCAGCCAUGCGUGCUUCCUCCGAGCGAUCCUCCACCGAUGCCAUGGCCAGAGACGAUUCUGGCACCAAACCGCCCACACCGCACGAGGAGCAGCCCUUGCUGCGUCCCGAUGUUGAAGCCCUCUGGAAGCCUCCAGUAGGCUUUGUCUGGAUUCAACUAGCAAUCAUGUCGAAUGUAUUCCUGUCGGGUUUCGACGGCACCAUCACUGCCUCAACCUAUGCUGUGAUCAGUUCCGAAUUCAACGCAGCCAACACCGCCUCGUGGCUCACAACCUCCUAUCUAAUUACUAGUACCGCAUUCCAGCCACUAUAUGGUCGCUUCUCAGACAUUUUCGGUCGCCGGACCUCCUUCUUUACAGCGACAAUAACCUUCAUGAUCGGCUGCCUGGGUUGUGGGAUUGCUAAAGAUAUCGUCUUUCUGAAUCUGAUGAGAGCGCUGACCGGCAUUGGCGGAGGAGGCUUGAUGACAAUGGCUACUAUAAUCAACUCCGAUCUCAUUCCUUUCCGCCGUCGCGGAAUGUAUCAGGCCGUACAGAACGUCAUGCAUGGAUUCGGGUCCAUCUGCGGCGCAUCGUUUGGAGGAACCAUUGUCGAUUCAGUGGGAUGGCGCUGGUGCUUUCUAUUACAAGUACCAGUCGGCUUUCUAGCUCUGGUUACGGGUCAUCUUGUUUUGAAUCUUCCAACGCAAGACAAGUUUGCCAGUGAAGGCAGAAGUCUGCGGACAAUCUGGAAAUAUGUCGAUUUGUCUGGAGCUUGUGCUCUGAUUGUUGGACUUUCAACGCAGUUGGUUGGUCUUAGCUUGGGUGGAAAUGAGCUCCCUUGGUCCAGCGUAUGGGUGAUCUUGUCAUUCGUGGCCAGUAUAUUAUCACUGGGCCUUUUCGUACUCAUCGAAGCGAGGACAACUGCGAUUCCAUUGAUCCCCCCUCGAAUGUUGAAAGGCGUUCUGCCUGUUGCUACGCAGGUUGCCAAUGUCUGUGUGGGAAUGGCUGCCUAUGCGUUCCUUUUCACGCUUCCAUUACUGUUUCAGGUAAUCCUUUUGGAUUCCCCUUCUAAAGCUGGUGCUCGACUUGCUGUACCAUCUCUGGCUACUCCGAUUGGUGGUGUGAUCUCUGGCUACGUGAUGUCGCGCUGGGGUAAACUGGCCUACCUAGUCCGUACAGGCUCGUUUCUCAUGUGCGUUGGCAACAUACUUGUGAUGCUUCUUCAGUUCAACGACGCAGAGUGGAAGUACUACGUGGCCAUGAUCCCCGCCAGUCUUGGACAAGGCAUCACUUACCCAGGGAUUUUGUUCACGUUUCUUGCCGCAUUCGAUCACGCGGACCAUGCCGUUUCAGCGUCCACCGUCUAUUUGGUCCGUUCGAUGGGUACGGUGUGGGGCGUCGCCAUUACGUCCACGAUCAUCCAGAACACCUUGCGCUCAGGCCUCGCUGAGGCCUUGAGUGGAAUACCUGACAAAUGGAAAGUUAUCGACGACAUCAGACAUUCAGUGUCUGCCAUCCAUAGUCUGCCACCAGAGAUCCAGCUGGCUGCGCGGAUGGUCUACUACCGGGGCAUCCGACUGUCGUUCUUGGCGUCAGCGUGUUUUGGAUUCGUUGCUGCUACAGCGGCACUCUUCACUCGCGGAAAGGGCCUUCAUCGCUCCAGCGAGGCGUAG